AUGCAGGUGUUACGGCAUGAGGCCUCAUUUGGCACAGUCGAUGCCAAACCUGCCAACAUGAUCGCAGCAGCGGAAUCAAUCCUCAGCCAGACGGGAGCGACAGACGAAACGAAGAACCUCAUUCGACAACAAGUGUCGUCCCUCCUCAUGGCUCAUAGGCCGCGCGACGGGUUUUCCAAGGUCGAGUGCGAUGCCCUUAAGGAAAUCAGGGCCGACAACGACCUCGCUGUCGUGCCUGCGGACAAGGGGCGUUCCGCGGUCGUAUUGGACAGGACAGACUACAUUCAGAAAGCCAAAAGUUUGUUGGAUGGUAGUCAGUCCUAUGUCCCAUGCGAAUCCAACACCAUAAAAACGCUGGCACGUGAGAUAAACACGACACCGUUGGCAAUGGAGAACUUGGGUCCAAUAUCGCCAAUCGACAGACGCAUGGCGUGAGUGAAAGAAACGGCCCUGGCCCGAUUCAAUGGUCUCCCAAAAGUGCACAAAGAGGGCGCUCCUCUCCUGCCUAUCGUAUCACUAAAGGGCACUCCAACUUGCGCAUUGGCAAAGUGGUUGUUUCGAAGUCUCAAGUUCCUGACCUCCGAUUCGAACACCACAGUCAGCUCGUCAAUGGAAUUCUUGGAGAAACUUAAGGGAGUAAGUCUCCUGUCAAGUGACGUCAUGGUUCCCCUUGAUGUCACGUCCCUUUUUACUUCUAUCCCACAGGAACUGGCAGUUGAGACCAUCUAACUACUCCUAUGAGAGAAAUAUGACAAAAAGGAUUGAAGAACAAAUUCCGAAAGCUGCCCAAUCCAAAGUCGCCCAGAAACGACAAACUGGUGCACAACCUGCCGUGAAAGGAGCUGGCGAAGGAUCAGAUGCAGGUUUUAAGGCACGAAGCUUCAUUCAACACGGCUGACGCCAAACCUGCUAACGUGAUUGCAGCAGUGGAAUCAAUCCUUAGUCAGACGGAGGCAACGGAGGAGACUAAGAGCCUCCUCCGGCACCAAGUUCUUCUCGCCUGAUGGCCCACAGGCCGCGGGAAGUGCUUUACAAGGUCGAACGUGAUGCGCUUAGAGAACUCAAGGCCGACAAAGACUUGAUCGUCGUGCCAGCGGACAAGGGGCGCUCCACGGUUGUGCUGGACAGGGCAGACUACCUUCAAAAAGCCAAAGGUUUACUGGAGGACCGACAGUUCUAUGUCCCAUGUGCAACGAACCCUGUAAAAAGCGCUGACACGCGAAAUUAAUGCUACGUUGUUGGCCUUGGAGAACUCAGGUGCAAUAACACCGGCCGACAGACGCACGGCGAGACCCCAAGAUACGGCUUUGGCCCGAUUCUAUGGCCUCCCUAAGGUGCACAAAGACGGCGCUCCUCUCCGACCCAUCGUGUCGCUCAAAGGUACUCCAACGUACGGACUGGCUAAGUUCCUGACCGCUGAGUCAGACACCACGGUCUCCUUGUCAGCAGACUUCCUGGAGAAACUCAAAGGGGUAAGCCUCCAUCCAAAUGAGGUCAUGGUAUCUUUUGAUAUAACAUCCCUUUUUACUUCUAUUCCCCAGGACCUGGCGAUCGAGACAAUUGAACUGCUUCUACAAAGCAAAUACGAUGAAACGGAGAAUCGUCUUUGACGCGCCCAAUUCCUUCAGCUCCUGAAGUUCUGUCUCAGGACGUACUUCACGUUCGACGGGACAACCUACGAACAGGUGAAGGGCACACCAAUGGGUUCGCCGAUUUCGGGGUUCAUCGUCCAGGCGGUCCUGCAACGGUUACAAUCGCUAGUCUUCCAACACCACAAACCGAACUUCUGGGCCCGAUAUGUGGAUGAUACCUUCGUCCUUAUCGACCGGGAUCAACUGCUGACAUUCAAGGAACGUCUGAAUGCGGUCUUCCCGGACAUACAAUUUACGAUGGAGGAGGAAGAGACCAACCAGCUGGCCUUCCUGGAUGUCCUCGUAUGCCGCAAGGAUUGUGGUGGACUAAAGACCAAUGUGUUCAGGAAAGCGACAAAUACGAUGCAAGUACUGAACUUCAACAACCACCCAAUCAGCCACAAACGCAGUUGCGCAAGGACGCUCUAUCGGCGUGUCGAAACGCACUGCAGUGAGCCGGAAGACAAGAUUGCCCAACUACAAUACCUCCGACGGGUCUUCAAAGCCAGUGGCUACCCGCGCAACUUCGUCAACCGGUGCAUACGCAAAAGGGACGAAAGGCCUAACCGCACGGACACCAAAGUUUGGUGA
Spirometra erinaceieuropaei is the source of this 2222-nucleotide messenger RNA. Lineage: Eukaryota; Metazoa; Platyhelminthes; Cestoda; Diphyllobothriidea; Diphyllobothriidae. The record is from the annotation of a GenBank genome assembly.